Messenger RNA from Myripristis murdjan (pinecone soldierfish), 3621 nucleotides. RefSeq names its product E3 ubiquitin-protein ligase MARCH6. Lineage: Eukaryota; Metazoa; Chordata; Actinopteri; Holocentriformes; Holocentridae. The coding region runs from base 400 to 3147 and encodes 915 amino acids. The transcript has 25 exons. Gene Ontology annotation, cellular component: endoplasmic reticulum membrane. Gene Ontology annotation, biological process: ERAD pathway. Gene Ontology annotation, molecular function: zinc ion binding. The record is from RefSeq and is a predicted model, not a curated record.
CGUACGGCAAAAGUGUUGUGUGACAGCAGCUAGCUAUCAGUGACUGGUCAGCUAGCGAGCUUAGCUUGGUGUCCAUCUGCCGUGGUUAUAUUUCAGUAACGAAGAGGAUGUAACGGGUCGAGGUUUUACAUUUGAAAACAUAACAUAAACUAUUAUCUGCUGGCCCGUUUUGAAAGUAGUGUGUUUCGUACGUGCGGCGAGCAGGACGUGGCGAGGUUAGCGCUGGUGUUCAGUCUGUGGGGACACCAUUUUAAGACUGUCAAUGUAUUCAAGCCCCAAGGAUAUUCUGCUCCCGCUAGCGUAGUCGGCUAGCUAAAUGAUAUUAUCUGUACCGUGGAUGGGUUCACCAUAGAGCAUACCCCCCUGGAAGAUAAAGGUGACCAGUGCGCAGUGAACAGCAUGGAUACUGCCGAAGAAGCGGAUAUUUGCCGUGUGUGCCGCUCGGAGGGGACCCCAGACAAACCCCUUUACCACCCCUGUGUCUGUACUGGCAGUAUUAAAUUCAUCCACCAGGAGUGCUUGGUCCAGUGGCUGAAGCAUAGCAGGAAGGAGUAUUGUGAAUUAUGCAAGCACAGAUUUGCUUUCACACCAAUCUACUCCCCAGACAUGCCCUCCCGUCUGCCCAUCCAGGACAUCUGUGCAGGCCUGCUGACCAGUGUGGGCACGGCCAUCCGCUACUGGUUCCAUUACACACUGGUGGCCUUCGCAUGGCUUGGGGUGGUUCCUCUCACUGCAUGUCGCAUCUACAAGUGUCUGUUUACUGGCUCCGUGAGCUCACUUUUGACACUGCCAUUGGACAUGCUCUCUACAGAGAACCUGCUGGCAGAUUGCCUGCAGGGCUGCUUCGUGGUCACCUGCACCCUGUGUGCAUUUAUCAGCCUGGUGUGGCUCAGAGAACAGAUUGUCCAUGGUGGCGCCCCCCAGUGGCUAGAGCAGCACCAGCCACCACCCCCCAACGCAGCGGGACAGCCCAAUGAGGCACAAGUGGCCGGCCAGGGAGCAGCAGAUGAGCCCCCUGUGGCCCAGCCGGCCCCUGCCGAUCCUCCAGCCCAGAACGAGGCAGAGCCCGAGCCACCCGAUGUCCCCCCGGACCACGGCGAUGACCCCGAGCUGGAAGAAGAGGAGGGGGCGGCCGCUGAAGACGCAGAUGCCAACAAUGGAGCACAAGAUGACAUGAACUGGAAUGCUCUGGAAUGGGACCGGGCAGCUGAGGAGCUCACCUGGGAACGGAUGCUUGGCCUGGAUGGUUCACUGGUGUUCUUGGAGCAUGUGUUUUGGGUCGUGUCUCUCAACACUCUCUUCAUCCUGGUCUUUGCAUUCUGUCCCUACCACAUUGGGCACUUCUCUGUUGUGGGGCUUGGCUUUGAGGAAUAUGUGCAAGCCUCACAUUUCGAGGGCCUCAUCACAACCAUUGUGGGCUACAUACUGCUGGCCAUGACGCUUAUUCUCUGCCAUGGACUGGCUGCUCUGGUCAGGUUCCAGCGCUCGCGGCGUCUCCUGGGAGUCUGCUACAUCGUUGUCAAGGUCUCUCUGCUGGUUGUCGUGGAGAUCGGAGUUUUUCCACUGAUCUGUGGCUGGUGGCUUGACAUCUGCUCUUUAGAGAUGUUUGAUGCCUCACUGAAGGACAGAGAGCUGAGUUUUAAAUCGGCACCUGGUACCACCAUGUUCCUGCACUGGCUUGUGGGGAUGGUCUAUGUCUUCUACUUUGCCUCCUUCAUCCUCCUCCUGAGAGAGGUGCUGAGGCCCGGAGUGCUGUGGUUUCUGCGAAACCUCAACGACCCUGAUUUUAACCCGGUGCAGGAGAUGAUCCACCUGCCCAUCUACAGACACCUGAGGCGGUUCAUCCUGUCUGUGGUGGUGUUCGGCUCCAUCGUGCUGCUCAUGCUGUGGCUGCCCAUCAGGCUGAUUAAACUGCUGCUCCCCACCUUCCUGCCAUACAACGUCAUGCUGUACAGUGACGCCCCCGUCAGUGAGCUGUCUCUGGAGCUGUUAUUACUUCAGGUGGUGCUGCCGGCGCUGUUGGAGCAGGGUCACACCCGCCAGUGGCUCAAAGGCUUGGUCAGGGCCUGGACUGUCAGCGCUGGAUAUUUACUAGACCUCCACUCCUAUCUUCUGGGAGAGCAGGAAGACAAUGAUGCCAACCAGCCUGUCAACAACAAUAACAACAACCCUCCCCCAGGUCACCAUAACAACAACAAUAACCCCGCCCCGGCUGUAGGGGAGGGGCUGCAUGCGGCCCACCAGGCCAUCCUCCAGCAAGGGGGACCAGUGGGCUUCCAGCCGUACCACCGACCACUCCGCUUCCCUUUCAGGAUUGUGCUGCUGAUAGCGUUCAUGUGCAUCACUCUGCUGGUGGCCAGCCUGGUGUGCCUGACCUUGCCAGUGUUCACUGGGCGCUGGCUGAUGUCCUUCUGGACAGGAAACUCCAAGAUCCACGAGCUGUACACGGCAGCAUGCGGCCUGUACGUCUGCUGGCUGUCUAUCCGGGGAGUCACGGUGCUGCUGGCCUGGAUGCCCCAGGGACGCACCGUCAUCAUGCUCAAAGUCCAGGAGUGGACACUCAUGAUCCUUAAGACCCUGGUAGUAGCUCUGCUGGUAGCUGGAGUCAUCCCACUGCUACUGGGUUUGCUGUUUGAACUGGUUAUUGUGGCACCACUCAGGGUACCACUGGACCAGACACCCCUCUUCUACCCCUGGCAGGACUGGGCUCUUGGAGUGCUCCAUGCCAAAAUUAUUGCUGCCAUCACUCUCAUGGGCCCUCAGUGGUGGCUGAAGACUGUCAUUGAGCAGGUUUAUGCAAAUGGCAUCCGCAACAUUGAUCUCCAGUUCAUCAUCCGCAAGCUCGCAGCUCCUGUCAUCUCAGUCCUGCUGCUAUCGUUGUGUGUGCCAUACGUCAUCGCCGCAGGGGUGGUGCCAGCCGUAGGAGUGACCCCCGAAAUGGAAAUUCUGAUGCAGAGGAGAAUCUACCCGUUCCUCCUGAUGGUGGUCUCUCUUAUUGGCAUCCUGUCCUUCCAGAUCCGACAGUUUAAACGCCUUUACGAACACAUCAAGAAUGACAAAUACCUGGUUGGUCAGAGGCUUGUCAAUUAUGAGCGCAAAUCUGGGAGAACGAGUUCAGUCCCACCCUCCAACCCUGUCGCAGAGUAGUUUUUUGUGAGAAGUCACCGCAUUUUGCACCUGUAAUCCACGUCUACACCCUAUCCCACCCUACCCUCUCCCUUUCUGAAUUUCAAAUCAGCCCUUGGACCACAAUCCUUCUGUAUCUCCUGUGGAUCUUGGUGGAUUUGAUGGAUGUCAUUCAAUUUGCUGAAUGCCCGCUCACACCCUAAAAAAGGCUAGAUGGGGAAAAUGGAUGAGAAUUACUAGACAACGAAGAAAUCCCCUGAGACUGAAGCAGUAGGCAGGAGAGGGAAGGUUAAAGGUUUGAUUUGAAACUCACGGUCUGUAUUGUUGUUCAUGCCUUGCUUUGUAAAGUGCUGCCUGAGAAUUGUACAUGUGUAAAUACUUUGAACGCAGACUUUGUUGUCUUAAAGAAAAAAAAAAGACAUGAAUUAAUGCAAUGACCAUUGUACAUCUUAAAAGUGUAUGUAUAUUAAUUUAUUAAAUCAAACUGACAAUUUA